GGGCGCGCCUCAUCCCGCCGCCGGGCCCGCUCGCCAGCUCCCGCAGGGGCUGGCUCUGCAGACGGCCCGGGGUCACGGAGGCCCUAGGUCCGUCUGCUCGCAGCACUUCAGCGCUCUGCCGUGGGAAGCCCUCGGCGCAGGGGCCCUAGCAGCGCCUCCCCCUCGGCCCGGCCGCUCCGUACCUUACGCUGGGCGCUUGUGUCAUACUUGUCAUUUUUGAAGACUCGCGAGUUCUGAUGUCUCUGGGGCCGCGAGCGCGCCACGUUCCCCCUCUGGGAACUCAUCCUCCCGCAUCUGGGGCCACCGCUGCCGCACGUGGCUCCCUGGCCCGCCCCCCGACCCGGAACCUCUCGCCCCACCCCCUACUGCCGGCCUCGUAACCCGAUUGGCUGCGGCGCCAAAGAAUAGAAGAUGAAUAAUCUUUCCUUUAGUGAAUUGUGUUGCCUGUUCUGUUGUCCACCAUGCCCAGGGAAAAUUGCUUCCAAACUGGCGUUUUUACCUCCAGAUCCUACUUACACACUGAUGUGUGAUGAAAGUGGUAGUCGCUGGACUCUGCAUCUUUCAGAACGAGCAGACUGGCAAUACUCCUCUAGAGAAAAAGAUGCCAUUGAGUGUUUCAUGACUAGAACCAGCAAAGGUAACAGGAUUGCCUGUAUGUUUGUGCGUUGCUCACCUAAUGCCAAAUAUACUUUGCUCUUCUCACAUGGAAAUGCCGUUGACCUAGGUCAGAUGAGCAGUUUUUACAUAGGACUGGGUUCACGGAUUAACUGCAACAUAUUCUCAUAUGAUUAUUCUGGAUAUGGCGCAAGUUCUGGGAAACCGACAGAGAAGAACCUGUAUGCUGAUGUUGAUGCUGCUUGGGUCGCUCUUAGGACAAGGUACGGAAUCCGCCCUGAAAAUGUGAUUAUAUAUGGCCAAAGUAUAGGAACAGUACCAUCUGUGGAUCUCGCUGCUCGGUAUGAGAGUGCUGCUGUAAUUCUUCAUUCUCCUUUGACCUCGGGAAUGCGAGUAGCCUUUCCUGAUACGAAGAAGACCUACUGCUUUGAUGCGUUCCCAAACAUUGACAAAAUUUCUAAAAUAACAUCACCAGUGUUAAUAAUCCAUGGGACUGAAGAUGAAGUAAUUGACUUUUCGCAUGGCUUAGCAUUAUUUGAGCGUUGCCAGAGACCUGUAGAGCCACUGUGGGUAGAAGGAGCAGGCCAUAAUGAUGUGGAGCUUUAUGGACAGUACCUUGAACGAUUAAAACAGUUUGUAUCACAGGAACUGGUGAAUUUGUAAAGUACUUUAUAAAUUUACAUGCUUUUUUCAUUUCACUGCAGAACUGCACACUUUGAUAAAUACUAACAUAAAACCUGAAGGUUUUGUUUUCAAAUCAUGUCAGUUGCCUUCAUAAAUGUACAGGUAAUGAUUUGUGAACAUAAUUAAUGAAGGUUUUAAUACCAGUAUUAUAAACUGGAAUAACAUGAUCAUGCAGUUCAACUUGUGUAGUUCGUAUACUAUGUGUGUGUUUUCUUUUUAGAUGUACAAAAUAUCACAAGGAGUACUGUAUGAAAUUUUAAUUAUGUAAAAUCAGAUGCUGUAAAAGUGUUGCCAAAUGCUUUAGCAUAUCAAACAAAUUUAUAAAUAUUUUUUAAACAUCUCAAAAUGUACUGUGACUUAUUCUGUUACACAGGUGUACAUUAAAAAUCAGACUUCAAAACAGCUGUACUUGUAAAAAUACCAAUAGCCAUGAAAUUUAAGCAAAUAUGUAAUGAAAACAGACACUCACUGGAAUUGGCCCAGGCCCUGUUUUAUAGGGAGCAGGUCAAAACAAGCUUUUUUUGCUACAGUGCAUUAUAUCUUAUGUCUUGUGCUUAAUUUGUUUUUUUUUAUCUGGAAGAUGAGGUUUAAAUCUGCCUACUCAUCUAUUCCUUAGCUAAAGAGGUUAUUCUGUAAAAUGGAGUCAUAAAAUACCACUGUAAUAACAAAUUUCAUUCACAUGCUCACUACUGAGGUGUAACUAAAUAUUUUAGUGGUUUGUUUGAAACCAGUAAGGUAUUUAGAGCUAGUUUUAAAUGUCAAUUCUGUAGAGAUGCAGUAUAUGGAUAGAAAGAAUUCUGGAAGUUUGUCUAACUUUCUAAUGAACAAAUGAAAGCUUGCAGUCGUCAGUUCAGGUUUACUUUUGGGUGUUUAUUAGUAUGCAAGCUAUUGUUUUUUAUUACUGUAUGAUAAUUUUACUAAUCUGGUCCUGAACAGUGAAGAAAGAGAAUGUUGACACUUUUUUUGUAUUAACUCAUAGUGAAAUAAAUUUUGUAAGUUGCCUUUCCCUUGAAUGAGUUUUGCUUGAAUAAAACUAUGAAAGAUAAUGACAAACUUAAAAUUAGAUUAGCCUAAUUUGUAAACAUAGUAAUAUUCCAAGAAUACACACUGUGCUUCUAAUUUUAAGGCCUUAUGUAGUUUGUUCUUGUUUUUGUGAUUGUCCAAGACUACUGUGUAAUUAAAUGUAUUAUCAAAUAUUGUGAA
Chelonia mydas (Green sea turtle) is the source of this 2502-nucleotide messenger RNA. It is a transcript of the gene ABHD17B, whose product is annotated as abhydrolase domain containing 17B, depalmitoylase. Bases 412 to 1278 code for a protein of 288 amino acids. Gene Ontology annotation, cellular component: endosome membrane; plasma membrane. Gene Ontology annotation, biological process: protein depalmitoylation. The transcript has 4 exons. The record is from RefSeq and is a predicted model, not a curated record. Lineage: Eukaryota; Metazoa; Chordata; Testudines; Cheloniidae. Gene Ontology annotation, molecular function: palmitoyl-(protein) hydrolase activity.